Gamsiella multidivaricata is the source of this 780-nucleotide messenger RNA. RefSeq lists its product as uncharacterized. The record is from RefSeq and is a predicted model, not a curated record. Bases 128 to 601 code for a protein of 157 amino acids. Lineage: Eukaryota; Fungi; Mortierellomycota; Mortierellomycetes; Mortierellales; Mortierellaceae. The transcript has 4 exons.
AGUUUUCGUGCUUCUUCUCCACAAUCGUCCGCCUUUACCCCCCUUUCUCCUCUCUAUCUACUUAUUCCAAUUGUUUCCCAGAAACAGAUUCACCUCAUCAUCGCCAUUGCCUCACCUCAUCCCAACCAUGUCCAACAAACCCUCUGCCAAGGCGAUUGCCAAACUCAACGCCACCACUCUCUUUCCCGAGAUCAGAAAGGAAAUUGAGAAGAAUCCGUCUCUUUCUUCCAUCCGCGGGUUCUUUAUCUUCAACAUCACUAAGAGGGGCGUUCCUAUGACCGAAUGGUACUUGCUGUUCCAAGGAUUUGAUGCACCUGCAGUUGUGUCUCAGAAGCGACCCGAGAUCCCUAAGGCCAAGCGGGAUGUGCAGCCCAUUCCCGUCGCCAUUAUCCAGAUCGAGGAUUCGGACCUGCUCAACUUUAUGAGCGGAGGACUCACUGGAUCGCGAGGCAUUGUGAGCGGAAAGAUCAAGAUUGCCGGUGCAAUGGAGCUGGCGGAGCAACUGGAGGAGAUCUUUAGAAAGGCCAAGGGUACUGAGAAGACCCUUGCCUAUUUGGACCACAAGCGCGGCAAGUCCGAGAGGGCCAGGGCUCGCUUGUAAGAGCUCAAUUAAAUGGGUGCAUGAUAGACUGUCGACGUAUGGUUCUCGCUUUGCGUAAGAUUCUUAACGCUUGAGAGAAUAAAGUACCCGUCAUGGAUACUACACUCGCUGCAUAGAGAAGUCCGUCUAUGCGCUUGAGCAAUAGGUCAAAUAAAGUAGACAUCUGCAUCUAUCACCAC